Cyprinodon tularosa is the source of this 1059-nucleotide messenger RNA. RefSeq names its product family with sequence similarity 136 member A (gene timcc). The record is from RefSeq and is a predicted model, not a curated record. The transcript has 3 exons. Gene Ontology annotation, cellular component: cytoplasm. The coding region runs from base 173 to 589 and encodes 138 amino acids. NCBI's taxonomy places the organism in Eukaryota, Metazoa, Chordata, Actinopteri, Cyprinodontiformes, Cyprinodontidae.
AACGGAAAGAAAUGCGGAAAUGAUCUCAGCCGCUCUCUAAUCUUGGACCAUGCUGGAAUGGAGGUGACCUUAGCUGUUACUACAUAGUGAAGAAACGUGCGCUCUGUAGCGGGAUUGCUUGCCACGUUUGAAUGAAAUUUUUGUUCUGAGUGUUUUUAAAAAAUAAGCAGGGAUGGCAGAGGCACAUCAGACACGCGUCCAGAAAGUGGUCGAAGACAUGGUCCAAGGUCUGGAGAAGGACCACAUCCGGAAAAUGCAGGGACGCAUGUUCAGAUGCAGCGCAGAGUGCUGUGAUCGCCCCUCAGACUCCAUGUCUCAGGUCCAUCAGUGUAUAGAGAGGUGUCACACUCCUUUGGCCCAGGCUCAGGGGCUGGUCACCUCUGAGCUGGAGAAGUUUCAGGAUCGUCUCACCAGAUGCACGAUGCACUGCAACGACAAGGCGAAGGAUCUCUUUGACUCCGGCUCAAAGGAGCCCGCCGUCCGGUCGCUAAUGGACCGCUGUGUGGGCAGCUGCGUGGACGACCACAUUAACCUCGUCCCUAGCAUGACCCGGAGACUCAAAGAGAACCUGGACUCUAUACAGCAGUGAGGAGUCUGGACUCAGCAGAUGCAGGGUUGGUCACCCUGAGGAUGUCGGCGUAGGAACCAGGAAAGAUGGGAGGAGAACAGUCCAGAGACUCUGAUAGUUAAUGUCAGUUUGUUAGAGUUUAAAGUUUGUGAAUUAUCUGAACUCAGCCAGAAAUCUGAUAACACAUUACAGUGUAUAAAACAAUCAGUUGUGGUUAGAUUUUUUUUUUUUAGAUUUAAGGUUUUAACCUAAAGAUAGAAAGUUCCCUCAUAUGAAGGAUUUUACACAGCUUUUCCCAGUCUGGCUCCCCUCACUGUUUCAUCCUCAUGCGCUGUGAUUUUUUGUCUUCCUCCAGUGGUCAGAUCUGUUUAUAUGUAUGAAUGAAAACACCAGAAAUAAAAGAUCAAAUCAAAAUGGUGAGGAAAAAAAGGAUUUGUGCUUUGAGGUAAAGGAAAAAAUUAGAAUAAAGUUUGGUGUUUUGAAAGCCUCUG